AUGACUUGGGUUCGUCUGGAGAUUGACCUAAUUCGAGGCCUUUGUGCCACGAUCCAUGCCUCGUUACUGAACUGCAACUGUGAGGCAGGUCCUCCGGGACCACCGGGACCGCGUGGUCCACCAGGCCUCAUUGGUGGUGGCGGCGGAGGUGGCCCUUGGGGUUAUCCGCCCAUGCCGCCAUAUGGUCCCAUUAUGGGACCCAGAGGCUUGCCGGGACCACCUGGUCCACCUGGCUACUGUUUUCCCUGUCCCCAUCGUGGUCAUGGUGGCUUUGGUCCUGGUCCUGGUCUGGGAGGCGGUAACUUUGGUGGACCCGGAGGCGUGUCGGGUCAGGGCAUUGCCUCCGCCAUUGGCAAUAUUAUCAUUAUACCUUCCGGCAUUAAUGGACGUGCCCAGCUGUUCCGCAUCACACCCGACGGACAGCUGGUGCGCAUCGAGAAUCCUCGCGAGAGUCUCAACGAGAUUCUGCCCAGCAAUGUGCAGGAUUUACUGGCACAACAGGCUGCGGUGCCCACAGCUGCCACCGUGACAGGGAUUACACCGCCCACUCCCGAUGAUCAGCCCGAGGGUCUGGAUGAGACCAUGUUUGCCGUGUCCUCAGCCAACAUGGAAUCCCGCAAGGAUACAUUGCGUGGCCUUUCGGAUGCCAAAGAUUGGCGUCGAAUUUUACUGCUGGGUGAACCUUCCUCCGCCUCCGCCUCCCCGGAGCAGACGAGCACCAAUCAACUGGGAAAUUCCAUGGACAGCUUUCAACGAGCUCUCGUCGAUCUGAGGGAUAAGUACGCCUCUUUAAUGCAACCUCCUACCAACAACAACGAUCAGCGUUAUGCCGUCAUUCUCUAGACUUCUAAGUAGACCCAACUUAUUAUUCACUGAUA
Messenger RNA from Drosophila innubila, 878 nucleotides. Its product is annotated as collagen alpha-2(XI) chain. Lineage: Eukaryota; Metazoa; Arthropoda; Insecta; Diptera; Drosophilidae. The coding region runs from base 1 to 843 and encodes 280 amino acids. The record is from RefSeq and is a predicted model, not a curated record. The transcript is spliced from 2 exons.